Molecule: messenger RNA, 3098 nt
Organism: Ceratina calcarata
Lineage: Eukaryota; Metazoa; Arthropoda; Insecta; Hymenoptera; Apidae
Product: octopamine receptor beta-3R-like
Exons: 3
Coding region: 627-1574 (315 amino acids)
Biological process (GO): positive regulation of MAPK cascade; adenylate cyclase-activating adrenergic receptor signaling pathway
Cellular component (GO): plasma membrane
Molecular function (GO): octopamine receptor activity
Source: RefSeq, a predicted model, not a curated record
AUCUCUGAAUUGCAGAUACCACAGGCUGCGAAUCAUAAGCAGGAGGGAUGUGAUAAACAGUCGUCGACGUUCUACACAACCAAACAACAUUUCGUAGUCCUGAUUCUAAUUUCGCAGUGAUUUGUGUAAAUGUGGAUUUAAACAUAAUAAACGAAAGAAUUUUAAUAAGACAAGAGAACCUUAGUGGACAGUAAAGCAACCUGAAACACAUGUUUUUAAUUCAUUUGAAAUCUGGUACUGUGGAUCAGAAAUGGACAUCAGGCGAUCGUUAAUUAUUAUAAAUAAUCAUUUAUUAACAAGAACCUUUUACGAUGCUAACAAACGAAUUAAGACACUUAUUUCGCAAAGGACCCACUUGAAAAUACAAAAAGUGCAACUACGAUCUAUUAAAGAAUAUCCUCAGUAAUAAAACAUUUCACUUGGACCCUUCUUAGAGAAUCUACAAACAUUUAGUUAAAACUGUACAAAAUGUGAAAAGUACUCAUCGCUUAUGCUACGUGCCAGCAGCUCAAGAUAAAAGAUUUUACUUCACUGUGAUCUUUCAUAAUUAAAAGAGAUCGAAGGGGAAACAGUCAGGCGUAUAACCAUGAUAAAAUAAAACACGGCGGUCGCUGAACUUAUUCAUCAUGUUGAACGUAAUGGCAGCGGUGACCACUAGCUUGCCUAGCCGCGUGGAUCCAACGCCAACUCCGACUGGUAACGCGAGCACCACGUCGAGCACCGCGGGGAACAACGUCACCUCGGUACCCGUGGAGAAUCCAACAGUGGAGAAUCUGCCGGAGAACGUGAACGUAUUCGUGGUGGUGAUCAAGGGCAUCAUUAUGGGCAGCAUAAUCACCACCGCCGUCCUCGGUAACGCAUUGGUGAUUGCCAGCGUCCGGAGGCACAGGAGACUCCGCGUGGUGACGAACUGUUACGUGGUCAGUUUGGCAGCAGCCGACCUCCUAGUGGCGAUGUGUGCGAUGACGUUCAACGCGUCCGUCGAACUAUCCGGGAAGUGGUUGUUUGGAAGAUUCAUGUGCGACGUGUUCAACUCGCUGGACGUUUACUUCUCCACCGCUUCGAUACUCCACUUGUGCUGCAUCAGCGUGGACAGGUACUAUGCGAUCGUCAGUCCGCUGGAAUACACCGUGAUCAUGAGACAGGAGACUGUCGGCUGUAUGCUAGGCAGUGCCUGGCUACUGCCGGCGCUGAUCAGUUUUAUACCGAUCUUCAUGGGCUGGUACACUACGCAGGAGCACCUGGAUUACAUGGUGAAGAAUCCGGAGGUCUGCAGCUUUGUAGUGAACCAGCCGUACGCGUUGAUCAGUUCCUGUGUCUCGUUUUGGAUACCGGGCCUGGUGAUGAUAGUGAUGUACUGUAAGAUCUACAAGGAGGCGGUCAGGCAGAGGAAGGCGCUCAGCAGGACGUCUAGUAACAUCGUGCUGAACAGCGUUCACCACCACAGGUCCUCGACCAGGCAACAUCAUCAUCAGCAGAUGUUGCUACAAGCAGCGGCCGAAAACGGAUCUCGUUUGCCAAGUAUCGAUCACGCGCGUUUAAUUAACAGCGUUUCGCGGAACGCCCAUAGCUAAAAUUUUAUUCCUCCGUGAUUAAUUUUUGGUGGCAAUAAUUAACGCGCACGGUCUCGAUGAUCGGCCGGGAAUAUUCGUGGAGGGCCGGAUUGUUGGAUAAAAACUGUGACAAUGUUAAUUAAAAUUGAUUACAAGGUCUCGCGGGAUGAAAAGAGGGGCUCGUGGAAUUUUUCGCUCAGCCUCGUCAGAAGGGUUUCUAUUAAAGGGUUAAUUAAAGACGUGGCUCGCCGUAUGAUACCACGAGCUACGGAAGGUUUCUUCGAAAAUAUUCGCCCUUGAUAAAUUUCCACGUUAUUAAAUACCGUUAAAUUGGAUUAUACAUAUAAUCACGAGGUUCAAACUGUUAGUAAAAAUUAAUAGACAUUUUUCAUGAAGAACGAAACUGAUUUCAUAUUAUUUAAAAUUCAGAGAAAAAUUUCUUUCAAGUAACAUACGUUUUGUUGCACACAUGCAACUCGUGGAAUUUUACAUAUUAUAAUAUUAAGCAUCUGUGAUUUUUUAUAAAAUCAUUUCUCAAAUGUAGAAAUUGCCAAUGAAAGUAAAACAGAUAAACCAAAACUAUGAAUCAGUUUUAUAAAGAAAAGGAGAAGGGAAUAACGUUUUGAACUUUUAUUACUAUCUUCGUACGUUUUGGCUGGAAUCGAUUCGCCGGCAAAUUAACUGACCCGCUGUUUGAGAAGUUUUCAUGAAAUUCGUAACACGAGGGUAAUUAUUUUCGGUCUCGCCCGAAUAAAUACAGGCCAGUGACUCAAUUCCGCGCGUGUUUGACUGCGAAAAACGUUUCGUUACAAACAUUCGGAUUAUAAUUCUGUACCGCGUAAUUAUUUCCUUUUAAACUUUGAAUAAAAUACAAUAUAAACCCCUUCAGAUUUUACGAAAUCUUCGUUUAUCGCAAAUAACUGCUUACUUGUCGUUGCUAGCGAAAAAGGUUUCAAACAAAGGUUAUAGCUCUAGUUGCUAGAUACAAGGAAGGACCUAUGUAAUUUUCUUUUAACUUCAUCGAAAAGAGCGAUCAUUGACUAUGUUUUGAACCUCACUGGGUCCUAUUCGCUGGUCCAACGAUUGCGCGAGCACUGCUGGUCUUUAGUAUUGUAGUAUCUCCUCGGUUGUAUAACAAACGAGGCAAAGGAUUUGAAAAUCUUGUAGACAGACGAGAGCAACUAGCAAAUCUAAAAGGACGUCUAAACCCGCUUUUCACGUAUUUAAGACACAAUUCCGGAAGAUUAAGGCUUCGCUUCGCGGGACCUUGUUUUUCAUCUUACUUUGGAACAUGGAUGCGAUGCGACGUCACGUGAAAUAUCGGGUAGGCGCUCGCAAAGGCUAGGCAGUCGGAAACUGUAUUUUCCUGGGUGUUCUCAGCCACGAGACGUUGCUCCGCGAAGGGUAUUACGGUUUAACGAGCUAAGAAGAUUUCCCAGACCCGAGUGUGCAGCGUUUUCUUUCGCGUUCAUUUAGCAACGAUCGCAAAUACUGCCAGUCCCUUUUAGAUCUAAAUAUAACAGCGAUUAGUGCUUGGAUAUUAAA